AUUCCAUUGUCUCUGCAUUCCAUUUUCUGUUAUUGGGCUGGGAACUACUACUAAAGUCAACACGCAGACCUGGUUGCAUCUCCUUCAACUCUGCACUUCAACCAUGAAACAACUGUUUCACUUUGAUUCCGUGCAUGACGCUACCAGCAAUCCAGCUGGAGACAACGCGAUCCUGCCGACUUUCCAGCAGGUGGCAGAUGAAGAUUAUGUGGCGUUCGUUGACCGCCGAAGGGCACGGAUUGGAAAAGAAGCACCUCGGCCGCCCCAUUAUACUCACUCGCGCUGGGGUGGCGUCACGAGAGUAGCAACGCCCGACCGGUUGCCGAAAACCCAGGACCAACUUGAUUUGAAGGAAUUUCUUCGCCAGCCAUUGAGCAAUAAUGAGAUCGAUACGGUGAUCGAACAUCAUUUUUGUUACGAUCCAUGGCACCAGUAUGAACAAGAAGAUCGUCAAGAAAUGCAGCGGAUCUACUACCUUCCGGGCGCAGCGGCUAAACUGGGUGGGUGGGAGGGAGUACAGAAGGCUCAUAUCAUGAGUCGACAUCGCAUCAAAGAACGCUGGCAACAGCUAGGGGUCUGGGAUCUCAAAUGGGGAAUCCCCGUCAAUCUAAAGGGAUUAUUUCAGCCCGCCGACGAGUUCAAUUGGUGGCCGUGGCUUAAUCCAGGUUAUGCACUCUCACCGAUUGGAAAUGCAAAACUAAAAGAGCCUGAAAUUUGUGCCGCUCGACGGUAUCUCCAGAAGAAAAAAGAGCAGGGGCGCGAGGCUGAGGCUCCGGCUCGCAUAAUGGAGCUUGCCAACCGGGCAGCUGGCAUCUCCGCAAAUCAUGACGAGUCCCCGAUCACAAGUCGGCCUUGGUUCCUCUUUGCACUAGAAGUGGCAGCGGAAGAGGUGAGGCUGGGACGCCACCCACGGGCAGACAGGCACGACACUUUUCUAACAGCACGGAUAAACGUGGCAGCCCGAUGGCAACGGGACGGAUACUGGAAAGACAGCUGGACUGACAAUGCGAAGUUUGGCAGUUUCGAGGAUGGAUGGAGCAGCUUGCCGGGAUGGACAUGGGGACAUGAGUUGCCUUCCCCAGGAACCCCGGAUCCAGAUGGCAUGGAAUUCACCCCGUCCGAGAUUGAUGCCAUUGAAGCGAUACGCCCUCCCACACCGCCCCCAUGGCCGAAGCCGGCCCCCGGUGCCUCUCCUGCCGCGUGGCACGUCUGGAAACAUUUCAACAAACGGCUUGCUUCCGACUUGGCCGAGCAACAGUCAACUCCUCGCCCUCCAGACGAUGACGAGGAUUCACUCGGUAGACCAGGUGCCGUAGCUUCUGGAACAGCUGGAGAGUCCGCACACCAGUCGAUACUAGAGGAUGACGCGGACAUGGCUCCACGGGCAGAACACAGCCGAGCCUCGAUCCGGGCUACAACUUCACGCAACUUGCACCGGCAGGCACGUCAGUCGGCCACGGCCACGACCACACGUCGUCCGUUGACACGCCUGGACGCCGGCACCACUUGUUCGGAUCCGGCUUCGAUCGCAAGCCCGUCUGCAGCUGGUCGGAAUCGAAAAUCCAAGGGCGACGCCAAGGUGAUUCGAGCUCCGAUUCCGAAGCCCAAGCAAGCUCCGCCAACCCGUCGCAGCCUCCGCGUCGCCGGGAGACAAAGGCGCUCGGAAGGUGUAACUGUACCGGUUGGCGAUGCCGCCUCAUCGGAACCCCUCAAAGCUAAAGACCACGGCCAUGUGGCGCCCCGGCCACAGCGGAAUCGGCAGGUCAAGGAGACGUCAACGAGGACCACAGGAAGAACGGCGAAUCGCGCCCAGGGAAGACGUGCACCAAUAUCCCCGAAACUGCAGGGCGUCGUCAAAGAGAAGCGCACGGGCCGUUUACGACGUUAGGAAAGCUUUACAACAGGGAAUGAAUUGGACUCCGCGGGCGUUGUUCUUGGGAUUAGGAUUGCCAAAGCCUCUGCGGGCAUAGCUGUAGGGAUUUUGCCAUGAGGAGUGAGAGUGUACAGUGCUACCAUCACUAUCAGGAAGUACUGUUACCGGCACUCCACUCUACGGGCUCAGGCGGGACCCCGGUACGGACCGUCAUCGACAUGCGAUCCCCUGCACUUCUGUUUGCCGAUAAGGAUGUUUGAAUCUGCAGUUCUAGAGCGGACCUCUGUUAUUACGCCUUGAAGUUUGAGCUUUAGUAUCGCCGCUUCUGUGGUAUAGAAAUAUAUUGCCUAAGUACUCUA
Molecule: messenger RNA, 2232 nt
Organism: Exophiala dermatitidis NIH/UT8656
Lineage: Eukaryota; Fungi; Ascomycota; Eurotiomycetes; Chaetothyriales; Herpotrichiellaceae
Exons: 1
Coding region: 104-1888 (594 amino acids)
Source: RefSeq, a predicted model, not a curated record